Molecule: messenger RNA, 2316 nt
Organism: Lecanosticta acicola
Lineage: Eukaryota; Fungi; Ascomycota; Dothideomycetes; Mycosphaerellales; Mycosphaerellaceae
Source: the annotation of a GenBank genome assembly
AUGGCCGAAGAAGACGCGGAGCGACAACCGGUAAACAAACCUGGCACGUCAUGCCUGGGCUGCCGAAGACGGAAAUUGAAAUGCACCCGAGAGACAGAGGGAUGUCAGAACUGUGUGAAGGCCGACUUGCCAUGCGUCUACCCGACACCAGAAGUCGGCGUCAAGCGAAAACGCGGACCCUACAAGAAGGAUAAACCGGCUCGUCAACGACAUUUGGAGGACCUCGUUCGAUAUCUCGAGCCCAAAAACUCGAGUUCAGAAGCCAAUGUCCAGCAAGAUACCGGUAGCUCUGGGCAGUCGGCGUCACCGGCUAAUGUUGGACAGACGCCGCCAGCUCCCAGCGAUCGACCCUCAUUCGGCCGUCCCUCUCUACACUCUGCGAACUCUGAAGACCUGGUGAAGGACGCAUUGAUAGCACUGACGAAGUCCUCGGUAUCAGAGCACGAAUCGCGCCAAGACGAUGGAGUCUUUCUCUCUCAUAAUUACGCUUUGCAGCAAGGCAGUGAGUUCAACGUCCCGCAUCCUCCUAUCCGACGAAUAUUGGAGUACUGGCAAAUCUUCGUUACCCGGGUGGACCCCAUGACCAAGGUGAUACACGCCCCAUCAUUCGGCAAGAGGCUCUUCAGCGUCAUAGACAAUCUAGGCACCAUACCAUCAUCCACGGAAGCCAUGUUGUUCAGUAUCUACUAUGCAGCCGUGAGCAGCUGCACUGCGCGCGAAUGUCGAAUACAAUUUGGAGAAAGCCAGGCUACUCUAAUGAGUCGAUACGGGCGGAAUAUCGAAGCUGCUUUAGGAGAGAACCACGAGGUGCCUGCUUUGGAAGCAUUGCAGGCGCUCGUACUGUACUUGGUAGGUGCCGGCUUGCAAGUCUCCAGUGGAUGUCACUGACAGGCGCAGAUCUGCAUCCGUCGACAGCAUGAUGGUACCAAUGCACGAACACUGUGGCAGCUGGGAGUCAGAUCUGCGCAGAUGGUUGGUGCACAUGAGGAUCCAGAGGGCAAGUAUCCACCGUUCGAAGCAGAGAUGCGUCGACGCGCAUGGUGCCAUCUCCACGGCCUUGAGAAUAGCGCAGCCGAAGCGGUACAGUCUCGCGGCAAGAGCAUUAUGUCGACCUCAAACGUCAAAUUGCCCUCCAAUCUGAACGACGACGACCUAUAUCCAGAUAUGACGGAGGCUCCUCGGGCCAGAAUUGGCAUAACUGACAUGACAUUCCCCACAUUGAGGUUUGAAAUUCACCGACUUGUAUCUGCGCUCGUUGCAAUGCGCCGGCAGCAGAGCUCUAGUUGGAAUCAUGGCAAUACAUUGAGAGAAUCUCAGAUGAUGUAUCUAGAUCAGGCCAAGGCGAGAUUCUGUGAACAGUACACUAACCACAUGGAUCCCUCACGACCCUACGACUGGAUGUGCUUGAUGUUCGUGGAGGGCAUGCUGGUAGGUCGGCGUCUCAGUCAGGAUCCUCCAUCCUCACUAACACUGCCAUAGAUCAAAGCGCAACUGGUCAUCGAUUUUCCUCUUGGAACAACACCGACCAAGACGAUGCCAGCUGACGAGCGAAUGUGCCUUCUAAAGUCUUCAGUGGGCAUCAUCUCCAUCACUCGCCAUUUGUCGGUAGAUGAUCGGAUCAGUGGCUGGCUCUGGUAUUUCCGUGGUUUUGUACAAUGGCAUUCCCUAGCAAUUGUCGUUGCGGAACUGAGCUGGAACGCGAACCCCGAAUUUGCAGACUUUGCAUGGCAAGUACUGGAUCCCAUCUUCGCCGACUGGGAUCGACUGUACAGAAUGAAGCGCGACGAGCCCGCUUGGGUGCAUGUCAACUCCAUGAUUGAGCGAGCUAGACACCUGAGACGACAAAGGCCCAAGCAGUCGCAUGUACAGAAGAGGAACAAGCCUAACAAUGCUGCGAAGGCAAGACCUUCGACUGGAAUCUUUCCCGACCCUACACUCAUGGGAAACACAUCAGCUGCAGCCCCGAGCUUCGAACCCUCAGACGCCUCAGCAGCUCAGGGGCUGGCGGCUCUGGCAGCUACAGAGGGCUCAUUGACACACGACACCUCAGGCGCACCAUCGUACCAUGUUCCAACCCCGGAGAGCAUUGUACAGGGCCCGCCACCUUCACAGUACUCUCAUACCACGCCCAUGAUGAACUUCGAUAUCAACUUCGCGCCGUCCGCAGAGAAUUUCGACAGCGUUGAUUUUGGCGCAUUUGAUGCGGUUUUUGGGAGUGCAAGCUGGGACAGUAUUGAGCUUUUGGAUCAUGUUAAUGCGCAAUUGGAAGAGGUGGAGAGACAUGGGAGAGCUCAUGAUGAGAUGGGGAGGGGAUGA